Messenger RNA from Funneliformis mosseae, 594 nucleotides. NCBI's taxonomy places the organism in Eukaryota, Fungi, Glomeromycota, Glomeromycetes, Glomerales, Glomeraceae. The record is from the annotation of a GenBank genome assembly.
AUGGGUCUCCUCAUGUAUCAAACUAUGGUCAUCCUCACCUGUCUUACUAAAGGAAACAGACCUUCGUGUACUUUUGACAUUGAAGUUGAUACAAACGUUAAGGUUAAUCGACUCAAAGAGUUGAUCAGAGAUGACCAAAAGCACACCUUCGCUAAAUUUGAUACCAGCCAACUCAUUCUAUGGAAAAUAAAUAUUCCAAACAACCGUGCCAACGAAAUUCAUGACCUUGAUCUUGAAAAUGAUUUGAACAUAGAAGAGAUGUUUGGUUCAGAAGAGAUUCGCAAGUACUUUGAAAACGUAUCUAAUGGAAGCAUUCAUAUUUUAGUCGAACAAAUCUCAUAUGAAUCCGAUAAAAAGGUUGAAGAAUUGGGAGAUGAUUUACAAAGAUUAACAAUAGGCAACGAAGAAAAGAAAAAGAAUGGGAUUAUUUCGUUGAGAGAACUUGAAGAUUGGAUUCUUAACGAAAUUCCUGAUAAAAUUACCAAACCUAAGUCAAAUCAUGCUAGUGAUAACCUUAUCGUUAAACGUGAUGGUAUAUAUUUGGGUCCGGUCUCAAUAUUAAAAGCAAUGCCAAUACAAACUAAACAAUCGUAG